Messenger RNA from Leucoraja erinaceus (little skate), 7388 nucleotides. RefSeq names its product listerin E3 ubiquitin protein ligase 1 (gene ltn1). Gene Ontology annotation, molecular function: ubiquitin protein ligase activity; zinc ion binding; ribosomal large subunit binding. The record is from RefSeq and is a predicted model, not a curated record. The transcript has 30 exons. Gene Ontology annotation, cellular component: RQC complex; cytosol. The coding region runs from base 343 to 5703 and encodes 1786 amino acids. Gene Ontology annotation, biological process: rescue of stalled cytosolic ribosome; ribosome-associated ubiquitin-dependent protein catabolic process. Lineage: Eukaryota; Metazoa; Chordata; Chondrichthyes; Rajiformes; Rajidae.
GCUGAAUUGCUCCAUAUUUUUGUGUCCAUCUUCACAUUUCAGUUGGUCUUCUUUCAGCACCAGCCCGGGCUUCAAAUGCGCCCGCACUUAUAACCAAAGAUCCAAAUCUUGCUUAUAACGCCGGGCGGGGACAACGAGGUUAGGAACAGAUUUUCGGGUCGAGUGUUUCCAGCCGGUCGCUCGGAGUGCAGUCUGUCUGGCGCAGGCGCAGCGUGUCAGGGGCCUGGAGCAAAUAUACUAGAGGAGCCUGGAGUGUCGUGGACGUUUGAAAGUAACGAAAGUCGCGCGAGGCCGUGGCGGAGCCGGAGCGGGAGCCGGAGCCGGGCCCGGGCGGCGCGAGCCAUGGGGGGGAAAAACAAGCAGCGAACCAAGGGCAACGUGCGGCCAUCAAGCAGUGGUAAAGCAGCUGAAUUGCUUGCCAAAGACAAGGGAACAGUUCCAGGCUUUGUUGGAUUUGGAGCCACACACAAUGAAUUGGCUUAUGUUCCUGCAAUCCAAGGAUUAGAAGAAGUGGACAGUUUGGUGGAUGCUGAUUUCCGAAUGGUUCUGCGCAAAAUGUCAAAGAGGGAUGCAACGACAAAAUUAAAAGCUUUGCAAGAGUUUGCAACAAUGUGCAAAGAGAAGGACGCUGAAAGUGUAAAAGGAGUUCUUCCUUACUGGUCAAGGAUUUACUGCAAAAUUUCCUUGGAUCAUGACCGUAGAGUCCGAGAAGCAAUUCAACAGGCAUUUGAGUCACUCAUCCUUCAGGUGAAGCGAAACUUAGCACCUUACUUGAAGAGUAUUAUGGGGCAUUGGCUUAUUGCUCAGUGUGAUACCUAUGGUCCAGCAGCCUCAGCAGCAAAAAUGGCUUUCCAAGUGGCUUUUCCACCAAAUAAGCAAUCGGAGGCUGUGGCUUUUUGUAAAGAGGAAAUUACAACUAUUUUAGAUGAUAACAUCAUGAAAGAAACUCCAGAGACACUCAGCGACCCACAGUGUGUUCCAGAAGAAGAAAGGGAAGGCAAAUACUUAAGAGUUGUUACCAGUUCAUUCUUGGCUAUGAAGAAGCUACUUGAUCUUUUACCUGAAAAUGAGCGGAUGGUUCUGAAAGACAGACUAAUAAAAGUUUUAUCACAGUCCAAGUUUUGGAAAUAUUGCAAGCAUAAAAAUCCACAGAUUCGGUCAGCUUUCUUUGAAUUGAUUAUUGCUUUUUGCCAGCAUUUGCCUGAAUUGAUGAAGUCUGAAGCUGCAAAGGUGUGUCCAGCUGUGUUGUUGAGCAUAGAUGAUAUGGAUCCAGUGGUAUGCCCUUCCGUGUGGGCAGCGGCACUUUACGUGCUCAGCUGCAUUGAGGAUUGUUGGGCCCAUGUAAAUGCAAAUAAAGGAGUUUUGCCAAAGCUAUGGAUAGUACUAAAAGAUGGCGGUCAGGGCCUUGCCUCUGUUAUCUAUCCAAGCCUUUUACCAUUUUUUAGCAAAUUACCAGAAGAAAUAAUAGCACCAAAGAUGGAAUUUUUCACCAUUUUCUUCAGUACCUGUGCCAAGGGAUUACUAAGUGAGCGUGCCUUGAUGAGUUGUUCUGAGAGUUCAGCAAUUGUGGCUGCAAUUAUGGAAUGUUUACGUUUUACAUUGCACCAGAAUCUGGGAAUGAAUGAGGAUCAGCAGAAGCUCCAAGAGAUGCUCAUAAAUAAUCAGUUACUACCUCUUGUACAUUCUGCUUUGAAGAACCCUAAACUGCAAAACAGUACAUUCUCCCAUCUAGCAGACACUCUUUUGUCAUGGGAAAGACGAGCUGAUAAUCUAGAAAUAAAGGAAUGCGCUGAUGCAUAUCGAAGAUUGUUACCUUACUUUUGGGAUGGUCUUUCUCAGCUUUGCAUAUCGCAGGUGGAAAGUGCAGAAGUUGACAAAAAUCUAUUGGAAGGAGUGUCUUCCUUGCUCGUAUUGUUAAAAAAUCCUGAGAGGGCUCAAAAAACCAUUGUCAAAAAGAAAGGAAAGAUUCGAUUUUUUGACGAAGAAGGAACCAUGAAUGUUGAUCGUAACAAUGGCAACCAUUUAGCAGAAUUAACAUUUGACGCAAAGAAGAUGCCAAAAUCUGAAAAUUUGGGGGAUAUUUCCAGAUGUGCUCAGCACAGUAAUCCUGCCAGAACGGUGCCUUUGGAAAACCUAGUCUGUCAACUUGCCAAAUUGUGUAUAGCUCAUAUCAAAAAACACUCUGAAAUCUAUCUUGCAUUUUUGGCCACGCUGGUCAGUUCCUUUCCAUCAAGAAAUCUAUUUACAGUUUUACAGGAAGGUGAUAAUGAAGGGAAUGCUGAAAUUUUCCUUGAGGAAAAGAAUGAAGUGGAAACAAUGGCAAGUAAUCCUGCUGUGCAGUUUCUGAAUCAGAAACUGUUAACCUGGAUGAAGGAAGACAAAGCUGAUUUCAGUUGCCUGAUUGAUAUGCUCUACAGUAUUCUUCACUGCUGCCAGAACAAUGAGAAGAUGAUAAUACUCAAUCAUAUAUCUCAGAUGGAACAAGGAUGGCUCAUCUUAUUUUAUGUUAUACAAAAGGCUUGUGUGGAUCCAAUUAAGUAUGUUGCUAUAUCUGAUUGGUUAAAAGGAGAUGUUUUGGGCGAGAAACUUGUCCUGUUAGCGGAUGAGCUCUGCACAAUGGCAAUGACAACAGGUUCUUUGCCAAGAAAGCAUGACUCAAAUAACUGGAUGCUACUUGGCUUUGCUCUGUCCAAACACACCAAUAAUGAAUUCAUGAUUGCUGAAAUGUAUAUAGAAAGAAUAAUUGACCGACUCCACCGUGCACUUUCGAAGGAUCUAUCUGAGGACCUAACUAAAACUGGAGUUAUGGAGCCUUCGCUCUCUUUCAUUUGUGAUUUGGCAUCCAACUUUUUCUGUUCCAUCAAGGGAUGUUUGCAGAUGUCUUCAGCUGAGGAUCUUCUUUUCACAAUUUUCCAGCUCUGUGCCCAAAGUCAGGAGAAGACUCAUCUCUCAGAUACUGCUUUGGAUAAACUAAAGAAUGCCUGGUUGCUGGGAUUAACUUCACUAAUUAAUCAGCAAGAAGGACAUUUAAGAAAAUAUGGUUUCUUUCAUAGCUCUGCAACAUGGCUGAAAAAUCAGGUACAAACAUCAGCACUGGAUGUUAAAAGUCUGCAGGUGCUUCUUUCCUGUGUUCAUACUUUGCUUGAAAAACUCCUGGAAGGAACUCGACCUCAGUCACUCAGUCAUCUCAAAGUACUAGUUCAAUGUAUGACUCCAGACAAUUCUGAGUGGGAAAAUCUGAGGCAGAAACUUACUUUGCAGUGGCUGAGUAAAGUGUUGCUGAAGGAACAAAUAAGUCUGAACAGGGAUGUGGUGUCCACUGGUUCUAAUAUUUACUCACCUGACAAAAUACCAAAUCAUUUGUGCGCCACAACUUUAUUAUGCCACGUGUUAUUGCAGAUACAAGAAGCCAAUAUUUCUUUUGAACAGAAGGAAAUUCACCCUGUCACAUCCAUAUCACAAAUUGCUGCAGAGAUGUUCUACGCUUUGCAGUGGUGUGAAGAAAUGAAAGACUUUUGCCCUACGAUUUCUAUAUAUCAUGAACUACUACUGCACUUUGACAUUAUUCAGCAGCUGAAGAAAGCCUGUAGCGCAACAUGGGAAAUUCUCUUUAGCAGGUCAUUAGAGAAAGGGUUACUCUGGGCUUUAACCACUUCUGAGUAUAUUGCUGAAACCAAAUUGGAUAGUAGUUACAACCUAAAACAACUGUAUGGUACUGUGGAAAGAUUUUUCCCUUUGACUGAAGCAAGUCUGCAUACAAUCCAGAAUAUUAUUCCAUCGCUGCUUCAGGAAGACAAAGAUCUUCUUUUGUUCCAAUGUAUUGCAAAACUUUCUACGAGCGAGGGUUCAGAAAUUACAAGUAUUGAUGGAGGGUUUGGAAGCCUUGCUGUUAUAAAUAGCUAUUUAAAGGAAGGAGUCACUGAAGGUGGCCACGUUCUCCAUGAUCAGUUGUUUUUAGAUACGUUAAAUAUAAUUAUGGGAUGGAGAAAUCACGAAGAAGAAAUCUUUUUAUUUGACAGCACUUUAAAAAAUCCACAACCUCAUUUGCUUGGAAUCAACGUGGAAAUUCUUCGCUUUCUGAGAUUGUUGAUCAAGUAUUUACCAACUUUACUAACAAAUGAACAGUGGGAUUUCAUCAUGUGUUCCAUUAUGAUGUGGUUGGAGGCAUUUAGUAAUACUGCAUCAUUUGAUUCCAAGGCCCUGAUGCUGCAUUUUGUUAGCCAAUGUUGUGGCAUGCUGUCAGACCUUAGCUACAUGUUUCAGACUUUAACACCAGAAAUGAGUAAAACUCUUCCUGCUAAUCUUCAGAACGAAUGGAACAACUUCUUUGUCGAAGGCGUCUACAGCCAGCUGUUACCGCUGUUUUUAAAAAUUGCAGCUGAAUACAAAGGAAUUAUUCUUCGUCCAACCUCAGUACAUCUUUUAACAGCAUUAGGUGAAGCUUCUGCACUUAUUCCGUUGAAGCAGCUGAUGAAUCACAAUCUGCCAGCUAAAUUUGUUGCUGGGCAAAAGUCCAAUUUAUCUGAUAAACUUCAGUCAGCUAUGAAUACGUUGGCUCCAUUACUACUAUCCAGGGUUAGGCCUGUGCAAAUCACAGCCUAUCAUAUGUUAUACAAGUUAAUGCCAGAACUGCCUGCUUUUGAUAAUGAACAUCUGAAAUCUGACGAUGACAAUGGGAAUGAUGAAGAGCAUGGUUUAUCGCCACCUGCAGCACUCAUGUCAGUAAUUAGUGCUCAGGAGAAAGUGUUAGAGAAUAUGUUCAGUAACAUUCCAGUUGGAGAGUACACGGAUAUUGAGCCACUGAGUGAAGCUUAUUAUUGUAUCCUGGGGUACUUGCUUGGAUGGAAAUUGCUACUCAUAUUUUUCAAGGCAUCACCAUCUGAGUUACGGGCCAUAUAUGCACCAUAUCUUCGUGAUAGUAAAUGCUUACACAAAUUAUUACAAAAUUUGUUCAGACUGAUGCCGGAAAAUCCAACUCUUCCUGGACAGUGUACUGAUUCUGCUAACAAAGGCCAGAGGACAUUAUUCACUGAAAAGCGUACAAUUUUUCUUCAAGAGAUAAAAGCUUUACAUACAGAGAUUCCCAGGUUGGCUUGUGUCGUAUAUUAUAGUGUAUUGGAAGACUUACCUGCCACAGUUCGACUUUGGUGGAAUAAUCAAGACAAGCGUGUAUCCAGUACAGUGGAUAAAUACACCAGCAAAUACGUCAGCAACAUUCUUUCUUCACAGGAAAUUGCAGCUGUGCAAACCAGUACACAAAUAUUCAAGAGCAUGGUGGUGAAAGCUCGCCCUGUCGCCCGAGAAGUACUUGCUAUCUAUUCUGUGGAUGACAUAUUCAUAGAGCUUGUUAUUCAGUUACCAACAAACUAUCCUCUUGGAUCAAUUACUGUUGAAAGUGGAAAGCGAGUUGGCGUGGCUGUUCAGCAAUGGCGUAACUGGAUGCUGCAGCUGAACACGUUCCUCAAUCUUCAGAAUGGCAGUAUCAUGGAAGGCCUUGCAUUGUGGAAAACUAAUGUUGAUAAACGAUUUGAAGGAAUUGAGGAAUGUAUGAUCUGCUUUUCAGUGAUUCAUGGUUCUAAUUAUUCACUUCCAAGGAAAGCCUGCAGAACCUGCAAGAAAAAAUUCCACUCUGCCUGCUUGUACCGAUGGUUUACUUCCAGCAACAAAUCUACAUGCCCACUAUGUCGAGAGACGUUCUUUUGAGGCGUUAUGACUUAUAUUGCGUGAUUGCAAUGGCCUUGUGGACCUCAAGAAAAUUGCAUCAUGAAGCCGAAGACGUCAGUUGAUGGCUUUAUGACAAGUCAGAAAAUGACGGUUUAUGAAUAUCGCAACAGGAACAGAAUAUUUUCUGGUCUGGCUCUAAUCUGUAAUAUUGAAAUAUUUGCAUCAGAGUUUUAAUAAAGGCAUCAGUAAUUUUCCACAAUUAAAUCAAUAUAUUGUAUUAUGAAGGCAGUAUAUUGGAUAAAUAUAUUUAUCCCCAUUGUUCCAUUGCAUUCUCUAAUUUACCUCCGUUGGUGACUAGCAUUCACACUUUCAAUGGUUCUUUUGUGGAUCCAUUAAAGGAAAAUGCAUGAGUUGAUACAGGAUAACUUCCUACAGCUUAAUCCUUACAUAUUGUGGGGCAUUCUAGAUUUCUACACAAUAAUCGAUGAUCCAAGUUGCAAAAAAAUAACAAAGCUUGUUGAAUUUAAAAUUAAUAUUGUAAAUUUCCUUUGAAAAAACAAAAUAGUCUAUGUAAGGAAGCUAGUUCAUUCUUAAAAUGUUAAAUAACAUAACACUACAGUGUCCAUGAGUUAUACUCACACCUGGGAAUUUUGUUUUACAUUAAGUGUCUUUCCAACCUCAUUCAGUAAACACCUAUAAACAGUGCUGUUUUUAAGAUAAUGAUGCCCAUAAUUUUCUGAUCUUGAUCAGCAUUGUAAAACUCUCAGCCUUUUCUCCCCCUGUGGAUUAAAUACCAAAAAUAUGAAUGGGAAUGUGUUCCACCUCAAAAAAACUGUCUGGAUAAGACCGACCUUUUCAGUUUUUUAAGGUUAGAGUUAAAAGUCCACCCUUACUGCCUUUAAAAGAUCUGCAUUACAUCUAACAAAAUUGCAUGUGUUAAGCUAUCAAAUGUUGAAAGCUCGGGUAACAUUUUAAGGUCUUAAUUCCUUGGGACAGCAAUCGGAUUUAAAGAGCAAAUAUUGAAGUUAUAUAGUAAUUUUCACACAUUGACCAUUACAAAACUUGUAAUUAUGUUGCAUAUUAAAACCUUGUGUGGUAACCAGUUUGUACAAAGACAAUUUGAUGUUAUGAAUAAAUAACCAUUUAAUUUUAUUUGUUGCAAGCAAUUGAGAGACAAAAUACUGAUCAAAACAUUUGGAGAAUGAACAUCUCCCUUUCUAAGAAAAAUCAUAAGAUUAACUUUAACUAACAAAGAAUGAUAGAUCUCUGGGUCUAUGAUUUAUGAUUCAGGUCACAAGAAAAUAUAUAUAUGGUGUCACCCUGAUACAAGCAAUCCCAACCACAUACACGUUAAUGUAUUUUGUUCCAUUUAAACAAAAUUAUAAUCCUAAAUCUGUUAAAAAGUCAAUGCUAUAUAUUUGCAAGAUAUUUUGAAAAACCCAGCAAAUAAACCAAAUUUUGCUGCUCACUGUUGAUUAAAAAAUACAAUCCUCCCAUUUCACAGGAACUGGAAAAACAAUUCUGUAAUAAAGUCUUGAAUGUUGUAAUAGACUGAAGGUGUAAAUUACAUCAUGUGGGUCAGCCAAAUCUAAACUCAUUUACAAAAUGAGGAAAAGUAGUUACCGGUAAUUUGUAAAUCUAUUUAAAACAUUUCAAUGAUUCUGAAAUUUUAAAAAACUACUGGAAAAAAUCAAAGAAUUUAAGAAUAAAAUUUAAUGUUUAAA